UGCACCCAUUGGCGUCCCCAGGACUGAGUUUAGGAAACGCUGGAUUAAGCUGUCUAAGAGAUCAGUGAAGUCUGACUUGACACAACUUAACGCAGUAAGGUCGGGCUUCUCAUUGAUGUUAAACUAUCAUUAAACAAUCUAAUCGCCACUGGGAGUGGGUGUAUUUAUAAAAUACCACACCUGCGAUACUUCUUUAAGCCAAAAACAAUAUCUUCAUCUCAGUUGAUCUCCCACCCAUCUCUUUGUGGGUGGGGCGUCCAGGGGUGAGAGUAGGUAAUACCUGGGAUCCACCUCCCACCUGACACACUGCUACAGAAGACACCAUUACCAACCACACUAUCACGGAACACCUGAGAGGAACCACGCCGAGGUCCUCACCCCAGACAGAGAACCCCAGGCUGGGUAGGGUCCUGCCUGUCUCCGCCCUGAACACCUGGAGGCCUGGUGCUAAAUGUGGAGGACCCUGAGUAUCACCUGUUCAUCUGAAGAUCUACAAGAGGAGAGUGUUUGAUCAUGAAGCUCCACCUUGUUUCUCCUUCUACUUGAGGCGAACAAGUUCACCAGAAAACUGGAUGCCACAAGUGGAGGAAACUCACAACUCGCUGCUCCGAUUCCUUAUUCAUCCAUUUGUCUUAAGAGUCUCUCUCUCUGUUCACACCAUCACCAUGAGUGCUGUCUUCUCCCACCCCUUCGUAGACCAGCGGCCCACCUACCUAAACCGAGGCAGCAGCCUGCCGUAUGGUCUGUCUCCCUCUAGUGGCUACUCUGAAAACCGCCCAAACACCCACUCCAACCGCCUCCACUCUGGCUCUGACCCUCUGGCCCACACAGUGCCCUUCCUCCUCUACCCCACCACAAUGGACCCUGGAGGCCUCUAUGAAGCCUCGUUCCGGGGCCCCGGAGGCCCCAAUCUCCUCCCCUACCUGUCCCCAUUCCACCACGGGCACUUUGGAGUGUACGAGUGCCCCUUCGAGCCAGCGUUCAUCCAGAAGCGUAACGAGCGGGAGCGUCAGAGGGUGAAGUGUGUGAACCAGGGCUAUGCCAAGCUGAGGGACCACCUGCCCGGGGGUGUCAGUGAGAAGAGGCUCAGUAAAGUGGAGACACUGAGGGCAGCAAUUAAUUAUAUUAAAUACCUGCAGGGGCUGGUGGAGGGGCAGGGGAAGGGCAGAGAUGGGUAUGAGGGGGGACAGGUGUGCCACAGCCCCAGUUCUGCCCACUGUAGGAUGGAGGACUCGGACCACAGCAAUGGGGGGUCACCUCACUCUCUCUCAGACUCCUCCUCUUCCUCUGCGGGGAUAGACUGUGACGAGUCAGCGGGCUCUGGGACCUAGAUGAUUGUGGUUAGUAUAGUUUGUGAGCGAGACUGUGGAUAGACAUUUGUGGAUUGAGGUAGGACUUCCCUCUCUCCAAGGACUGCUCACGAAAAC
Oncorhynchus kisutch (coho salmon) is the source of this 1427-nucleotide messenger RNA. RefSeq names its product achaete-scute homolog 5. The record is from RefSeq and is a predicted model, not a curated record. Gene Ontology annotation, cellular component: RNA polymerase II transcription regulator complex. Gene Ontology annotation, molecular function: RNA polymerase II transcription regulatory region sequence-specific DNA binding; DNA-binding transcription factor activity, RNA polymerase II-specific; protein dimerization activity. The transcript is spliced from 2 exons. Bases 573 to 1331 code for a protein of 252 amino acids. Lineage: Eukaryota; Metazoa; Chordata; Actinopteri; Salmoniformes; Salmonidae. Gene Ontology annotation, biological process: positive regulation of transcription by RNA polymerase II.